AUGGCACAAGGACAGGUGAAAGGUCUGCAGAAAACCAAAUCCUCUGCGUCACGGCACGCAGCGAAGGCUGCUGCUCAGCCGAAGAAGGGCAGGCGGUAUGUCGCACCGAAGAAAACCGUCGCUGUGAAACAAGCUGCAAUGCAUAGAGAGCUCAGCGCAAAAAUUAAUAGGAGCAUAGAGCAGCAGGUGGCAUCUGCGGCCUCGUCGGGCAAACUGACGAUCAUGAAGAAUGUGGCUCUGGAAGGAACCUCUGAAAAAGAUACUAAGACGAAAAAGUCUUGA
Molecule: messenger RNA, 282 nt
Organism: Fibroporia radiculosa
Lineage: Eukaryota; Fungi; Basidiomycota; Agaricomycetes; Polyporales; Fibroporiaceae
Exons: 3
Coding region: 1-282 (93 amino acids)
Source: RefSeq, a predicted model, not a curated record